This is a messenger RNA of Planococcus citri (citrus mealybug), 2072 nucleotides long. Its product is annotated as glucose dehydrogenase [FAD, quinone]-like. Gene Ontology annotation, molecular function: oxidoreductase activity, acting on CH-OH group of donors; flavin adenine dinucleotide binding. Lineage: Eukaryota; Metazoa; Arthropoda; Insecta; Hemiptera; Pseudococcidae. The transcript has a single exon. The record is from RefSeq and is a predicted model, not a curated record. The coding region runs from base 172 to 1986 and encodes 604 amino acids.
UUUGGUGAAAAAUUUCAUUUUACUCGUAGUUUUGGUUUUCACAGUACGUUUCGCAACCUUACAUCAGCUUUUCAGGUUAUUGGUAAAAUAACGCAAAAUGGUAUUAAAAUCGUAAUUCGUCUCAAGUAGGUACGAUAUUUGAAUAAUUUACAUCCGAAUCGAAGAUCAAACAUGUUAGCCAAAGUAUUGCUGUCAUUUUUCCCAUACUUGCUACCCUCAUUGCGAUCAAAUUUCGACCUCAUUCCAUUAUACCCGCCGGAUAAAAGCUACACCAUAUUUCAACUUCCAGACCCCACCUUUGACUUCAUCAUCAUCGGAGCCGGAUCAGCCGGAAGCACUUUGGGCAAUCGACUCUGCGAAGCACCUAAUUUAAAAGUACUGUUAAUCGAAGCUGGGCCAAAUCCACCUCUUCCAGAUUCGGCUCUGGUGCCAACGGAAUUCAACCUAUAUGGCUCCCCUGUCGACUGGAGUUACCCCACCGAACCUGCCAAUAACUCUUGCAGAGGUUACAUCAACAAUCAGAUGACAUUACCCAGGGGUAAGAUGCUGGGAGGGACGAGUUCGAUCAAUGGAAACUUGUACAAUCGAGGCAGUCCGAGCGACUACGAUGGUUGGGCAUCGAUGGGUAAUCCAGGCUGGAGUUACAACGACGUGCUGCCUUAUUUCAAGAAACUCGAAAGGGUAAGGGUGCCCAGAUGGCCUCCGUCGACUAAACACGGCUACGAUGGUCCUGUUUACGUGGAAGAUUUCACCAAUCGCACAGUCUACGGAGUCUCGGAGCUGGCCAAAUACAUAGCAAGCUACGCUCUCGAGUCGGGAUUACCAGUGGUUGAAGAUAUCAGCGUUAAACGUCGAUCAGGUAUGACCAUAGUGCCUGCUACGUUGAAAGAUGAGAUUAGAUGGAGCACAGCUAAAGCUUACCUGCAACCACCCUUGAAUACAGAAUGUCUGACCAUAAUGAAAGAAACUCUGGCUACGAAAGUGAUAUUCGAUAGUAAAAAGUCAAAGGCUAUCGGAGUUGAAGUAUUUAAAGGUGGGCUGUUUAAAAAAAUCUAUUCCAAAAAAGAGGUCAUCGUAUCCGCAGGUACGAUAAGUUCGCCCCAAAUACUAAUGCUUUCUGGUAUCGGUCCGAAAGCUGAUUUGAAAAAAUUAGACAUCCAAGUAAUCAGCGACCUAAAAGUGGGUUAUAAUUUACAAGACCACGUGGCCACAUUUGGUAUACUGGCUGAGACAGAUUUCGCAGAUUACCGAAUUCUGUAUCCCCAAUUAUUAGAAUUAUCUUUACUGUUAAUCGACAGAAUCGACGUUGGUUUCAUCGCCAAUAUACUGCUGCUCUUCAAUACAAAAGGUUACACCUCGGAUGAUCCUAAUAUACAAUGUCUUCAUUUUAUUUUCCCCGAAAAAUCAGCCAUGAAAUCGUACUUCUCGAAUAGAAAUUUGAAACCUCAAGCGAUGGCCCAAUUAAUGAAAUUGAUCGCGAAAGCUCCCACGUUUCUUUCAUAUCAACAGAACCUGAAACCUAAAAGUCGAGGACGAGUUUUUCUCAAAAGCAACAACCCUUUGCAAUAUCCUGGCAUAGUGCAUGGAUACUUGACCAAUCCAGACGACGUCAAAGUUAUGAUCGAGGGUCUUCGUAGAUUGAGAAAAUUAUCUCAAACGAAAGCUUUCAAAGAACGAGGUACUUAUAUUCCUUUGACUGCUGAAGAAUGCUCACCAUAUGCUUUGUAUUCAGACGCUUACUACGAGUGUAUUCUGCGUUACUACACUUUUACCUCGGAUCACUUUGCUGGCACUUGUAAAAUGGGCCCUGAAGGAGAUCCCAGUGCAGUGGUGAGUGCUGCUUUGAAGGUGCAUGGGGUUGAUGGUCUUCGAGUUGUUGAUGCUUCGGUGAUGCCUCAAAUAACCAGCGGUAAUACCAACAUACCGACGAUAAUGAUCGCAGAAAAGGCUGCGGAUAUGAUUAAACAAGAUUAUGGGUAUAAAUAGGUAUAUAUGCCUAAUAAUAUUGCUUGAAAUUUGUAUUUGUUGAUUUUUAUCAUUGAUUUGAUAGUUGAUAUUACUCAAUAUAUUAU